Molecule: messenger RNA, 1391 nt
Organism: Acomys russatus (golden spiny mouse)
Lineage: Eukaryota; Metazoa; Chordata; Mammalia; Rodentia; Muridae
Gene: Stk17b
Product: serine/threonine kinase 17b
Exons: 8
Coding region: 191-1306 (371 amino acids)
Biological process (GO): positive regulation of apoptotic process; protein phosphorylation; intracellular signal transduction
Cellular component (GO): nucleus
Molecular function (GO): ATP binding; protein serine/threonine kinase activity
Source: RefSeq, a predicted model, not a curated record
AAAGUACAGUGUCCCAGACGCGGCUGCACUUUUCAAACCUCAACUGUAAGAAGCAUCGGUCAGCGUCUGUGCGGUCGCCGCCGGGAGUCGCCGCCUCACCGGGGGCCUGGCUGACGGCGACCAGCCGCCGUAGGGGAAAGUGUGUGAGGUAAAAUAAGUGUCUAGAGAAGCAGAUUUGGCAGUUGCCAGCAUGUCUCGGAGAAGAUUCGAUUGCCGAAGUGUCUCGGGCUUGCUAACUACAACGCCUCAAACACCGAUGAAGAUGGAGAAUUUUCAUAAUCUCUAUACACUUACAUCGAAAGAACUCGGGAGAGGAAAAUUUGCGGUGGUUAGACAAUGUAUAUCAAAGUCAACUGGACAGGAGUAUGCUGCCAAAUUCCUGAAAAAGAGGAGAAGAGGGCAGGACUGCCGAGCAGAGAUUCUGCAUGAGAUAGCCGUACUGGAGCUGGCCAGGUCCUGUCCCCAUGUCAUCAAUCUUCAUGAGGUCUACGAGAAUGCAACUGAAAUAAUUUUGGUGUUAGAAUAUGCGGCAGGUGGAGAAAUUUUCAACCUGUGUUUACCUGAAUUGGCUGAAAUGAUAUCUGAAAGUGAUGUUAUCAGACUCAUUAAACAAAUACUUGAAGGAGUUUGUUAUCUGCAUCAAAAUAACAUUGUUCACCUUGAUUUAAAGCCACAGAAUAUACUCUUGAGCAGUAUAUACCCACUUGGAGACAUAAAAAUUGUAGAUUUUGGAAUGUCUCGCAAAAUUGGGAACGCCUGUGAGCUUCGGGAAAUCAUGGGAACACCUGAAUACUUAGCUCCAGAAAUCCUCAACUAUGAUCCCAUUACCACAGCAACAGAUAUGUGGAAUAUUGGCAUAAUAACAUAUAUGUUGUUAACUCAUACAUCGCCAUUUGUAGGAGAAGAUAAUCAAGAAACAUAUCUGAAUAUUUCUCAAGUUAAUGUAGAUUACUCAGAAGAAGUUUUUUCAUCAGUUUCACAACUGGCCACAGACUUCAUUCAGAGCCUUCUAGUAAAGAAUCCAGAGAAAAGACCGACGGCAGAAUCCUGCCUUUCCCAUUCUUGGCUCCAGCAGUGGGACUUUGGAAGCUUGUUUCACCCUGAGGAAACUUCAGGUUGCUCUCAGAUUCAGGAUCAUCCCCUCAGGCCCCCUGAAGAUAAGCCCCCCAAGUCCUGUAAUGGCAUCUGCGGCGACCGCGAGGACAAGGAGAACCUCCCCGAGGAUGGCAGCACGGUCUCCAAGAGGUUCCGUUUCGACGACUCCUUGCCCAGCCCUCACGAACUUGUUCCAGACUUGCUGUGUUAGCACUUUUCUCUGCCUCACUGGACUGACUUGGAAAUCUGGAAUCUUCUCUGGUGUGAGACUGAGUUUUUAGCUUCAUAUGUAAAUG